AUGGAGGAGGCCGGGAGAGAGCGGGACAGGGCGGCGGUGGCGGCGGAGGAUCUCGGCGUCUCCACUAAGGAUACAGCAGUUGUAAACACAAAGCCAGCAAAGCGAUACCCACUUGCGUUAUGGAUAGCCAUAUUGGGCCUGAUAAUGCUAGUCGGCGUGUACAUAUUCUCGUUGUCUCUAAAGCAAAACGGGAUGCUUUUCGGGCUCAUGCAGACAAAUCUGAUAGAAAAGGAAAGGGAGAAACCUUGUCAUGACCCCAGUAUUCCAGACACAGAAAUCCCUUACUUGCACUACCCGAUGCCAAAUACUUAUGAUAGGAAAGAAUGUGCGUGCACUGGGGUUAGGUUCUUUGCUAUCUUGUCAAUGCAGAGGUCAGGGAGUGGAUGGGUUGAGACAUUGUUGAAUAGCCAUCCUAAUAUUAGCUCCAAUGGAGAGAUCUUUUCUGUCAAAGAUAGACGCAGUAAUAUCACUGCGAUCACGAAAACACUGGACAAAUUGUACAAUUUGGAUUGGUAUAGCAGUGCUGCUAAGAAUGAAUGUACGGCUGCCGUGGGGCUGAAAUGGAUGCUCAAUCAGGGUCUAAUGAAGCACCAUCAAGAGAUAGUUGAAUACUUCAACCGAAGGGGUGUUUCUGCAAUUUUUCUACUAAGAAGAAAUCUUCUCCGGCGUUAUGUCUCUAUAUUAGCAAAUGCUCAUGAUAGUGCCAUGAAACAGCUGAAUGGAACUCAUAAAGCUCACGUGCACUCCAAACAUGAGGCUGAAAUUCUUGCUCAAUAUAAGCCAACCAUUGACAAAAAAACAUUGAUUACUGAACUAAAACGGUCUGAUAAGUUGGCAUCUGAUGCCUUGGUGAAUUUCAAGAACACCAGGCAUGUUGUUCUGUACUAUGAGGAUGUUGUCAGCAAUCGCACGAUGCUCAUGGAUGUCCUAGAUUUUCUAAGAGUGCCAAAGAGGAAACUGUCCAGUCGACAUGUGAAAAUCCACACUAAACGAUUGUGUGAUCAUAUCGAUAACUGGGCAGAUGUUAAUAAUUUUUUGAAGGGGACACGGUUCGAGAGCUUUUUGAAUGGCUCAAGGAGAUGA
This is a messenger RNA of Miscanthus lutarioriparius, 1083 nucleotides long. The record is from the annotation of a GenBank genome assembly. Lineage: Eukaryota; Viridiplantae; Streptophyta; Magnoliopsida; Poales; Poaceae.